Molecule: messenger RNA, 2513 nt
Organism: Papaver somniferum (opium poppy)
Lineage: Eukaryota; Viridiplantae; Streptophyta; Magnoliopsida; Ranunculales; Papaveraceae
Exons: 5
Coding region: 1131-2219 (362 amino acids)
Source: RefSeq, a predicted model, not a curated record
UUCUCCGCGUAGUUCCUUUGCUGGUCCCCCAAAGGUAAGUCUUCGUCCAAUUUGACUCACAUCUUUAGCGCUGUAGAAUUCAAAAUUGUUCCCACUCUUGAUUUAAGCUUCGUAUUGUUAUGAUCUAAAGAAUCUUGUAGUACAUGGUAGAUCUCAACUGCUGAAUUUCAUUUCCCUGUCGAUUAGUGUUUUCAUGAUGGCCGACGACCCAUAUUCGUCUUUAGAUGAUGAUACACUUGACUGUCUCCCACGAAGGUGGAUUUCUAAAGGAGCUAUGCCAACUUGUCCUGUUGCCGGCUCCUUUAAAUCCUUAAAAGACCGAAGAGAUGAGCUUAAAGAUUGAAGAAAUUAGGAAUCGAUUCAAUAUCCCAGGUUCAGUUGAGAUAUCUCUUCACAAUAAUUUACAACAUCCGGUGGAGAAGGAUGAGGUAGUCGCAAGCUUUUAUCAGCUAGAAUAUGGUUUGCUGAUGCCCAUUGAUGCAGAAAUGUGUGAGAUUCUUAUCGGCUGGGGAAUCUCCUUACAACAAUUGCAUCCAUCUAUCAUCAUAUCUAUUAGGCGUCUACUAACUAUUGCCCGUGUGUUCUGCCGUCGCCUCCUACCAAGCGAUGUUCAUCGAAUCAUUUCUCCUAUGCCUCGUGUUUGGGACAAGGGAGCUGGGAUAUGCUUCAUAUACACCUGGAUAGAAAAUGAACGUCGGCUAUUUGACUUUCCAGGCAGUUACAAACAUUGGGAAUUCCCUUGCUUCAAGUUUCGCAACUGGCAGAAUGGUCAUCAACUUGGAAUUCCUUAUAAAUUAACUUCUUCCUCUUUGAACCAGACGCGGAAAUCUGGUCGUGUGCCACCGACUUCGAAAGUGACGAGCGAAGCCGGAAACUCUUUGACCUGCCAAAUGAUUUAUUCAAUGUUUCAUACCCUGACUCCAUUGUUCAGUUGAUCUAUAACAGGGAAAAAACCUUGGGCCGUAUAUCUGCAGCCAUUCCAGCCAUUCCCGUCGCUCAAUAUCCCGCUCCUCCCAGUUUAGGAAUUAGGACCAUCUGCCCAAGAACGAGCUAACUCUAAGAAACGUCGUUCUUCAUUUUCAUCAUCUUCCGGCUUUCCAAGGAUUCCUAGAAAGCGUUACUGUCCCGCGAUGGGCAGAAAUGAAGUUCAGAGUUCAAUCCCUAACACAAAUGAUAUAAGGGGGUUCAGGAGACUUCGAAAGGCUUAUCCGGAUUACCGUCCACACUGCGUGAACAGAGAUGCAGGAUUCCUGAACAGAAAUGUUACUCAGAUCCCUGAUGCUAUGUCGGAGAAGGUAGGCGAAGUUGCUCGCCGCAGUCAAUGCUUGUUUCACAAGAAUUACAAUUUCGUAGAAGAGUGUGUAUGUGCUUCGAGUGGUGGAUUCAUCCCUGGCCUCGCUGGUAAUAGAGAAAGCACGAAUUCUGGUUCCAGUAAUGACGAUCCUGGAUUUGAAAAUGAAAGUUCUGAAGAUGUUUCGUCAGGUGGUCCUCCUAACCCUUUCCUUAGCAUGAAUGCAGCUCGUGUCCCUUUGGGGAGAGAAGCCAUGAGGGGAAAUGACUUCUCUAACACGGUUUUUAUCGACGAUAGCUCACCUAGUGAUGACAACAUAUCGGCUGCCCGAAAUGAUUUUUUGCCACCAGGUCGCAAAGAUACUACUCGAGAUAACGGAGAAAAGGUUACUCAAUCAUCCUUUCCAAUUGGAUUACAUGUACUUUCUGAUCACGGUCUGCUGGGUAGUGGAUCAACUAACCCCAGAUUGACUAGUGAAAAUGUCAGAGUGCAUCGGCCUCCUUCAAUCCCAGUACCUGAUGUUGAUGAUGAAAUGGUGCGUCGACCUCCUUUAAUCCCGGUACCUGAUGUUGACGGUGGAAACUGUCCGUCUUCUUCUCCAUCUCCUGGCCAACCAGUAAAAGAGCCCGACUAUGAAUCAAUGCUGAAUGCCGUGGCUGAACACUAUACUCGGUUUAUGAAUUCCGUCGCUCAACUAAAUGAAGUGCAAAAACAACGUGCUUUGGAAGGUGGUGUUGAUGCUGGCAUGAGGCGGGAAAUCACACGGUUGCAGAGUGAAAAUGCUGAGUUGACCGCUGCUAUAAGCGUGCUGACCGAAGAGUUAGCUGGAGUGCGCCAGAAAUUAGCUGACUCCAACUCCAGUGAAUUGCAGCUGAAACUAACCUUGGAUGAAAUUAGAGGCGUACUUCCAGCUUCUUUGGGGUACUGACUUGCUUCUCGGCUGUAAAAAUCGCUUCCGCCAUUUGCAGCAACUUUCCUUGACGUAAGACUGCAUUUUUCAAGUCUCCAGCAGAGUUCUCGUUAUGUUAUUCUGGUGACGAUGGCAGCGGUGAAAAUACUGGCGGAGUAUGCAUGAUAUUCCGUCCUGGUAGAAAUUGCCUGCAAUUACUUGUGAAUCAACAGCCUUCCUUAACUUUUAGUUGGAAAAUUAAGAUGGUUGACAUCUAUGUUGAUUCCGGAUCCGAAAUAUUUUAUAUUGAUCUUGUUCUUGUCUGUAGUAGUA